AUGAGCACACAUAGUUCACAUCAAAGACCUCCAACAGGGGAGAUACCAUUUAAAGCUAUGGAGUGCGGAAAGAGCGUUAGCAAUAAUGGAAAACUUAGAAUACAUCAACAGAAUAGCACAGGGGAGAAACCAUAUAAAUGUAUGGAGUGUGGAAAGAGCUUCAGUCAGAGUGGACACCUCAAUAUACAUCAACGGAUUCACACAGAGGAGAAACCAUAUAAAUGUAUGAAGUGUGGAAAAAGCUUUAGUGAUAAUGGAAAACUUAGAAAACAUCAACGGACUCACACAGAGGAGAAACCAUAUAAAUGUAUGGAGUGUGGAAAGAGCUUCUGUUUCAAUGCAAACCUUAGAACACAUCAACGGAUUCACACAGGGGAGAAACCAUAUAAAUGUAUGGAGUGCGGAAAGAGCUUUAGUGAUAAUGGACAACUUAGAAAACAUCAACGGACUCACACAGGGGAGAAACCAUAUAAAUGUAUGGAAUGUGGAAAAAGUUUCAGUCGGAGUGGACACCUCAAUAUACAUCAACAGACACACACAGGAGAGAAACCAUUUAAAUGUAUGCAAUGUGGAAAGAGCUUUAGUGAUAACGGAAACCUUAGAACACAUCAAUGGACUCACACAGGGGAGAAACCAUUUAAAUGUAUGGAGUGUGGAAAGAGCUUUAGUGAUAAUGGACAACUUAGAAAACAUCAACGGACUCACACAGGGGAGAAACCAUUUAAAUGCCUGGAGUGCGGAAAGAGCUUCAGUUUCAAUGCAACACUUAGAACACAUCAACGGACUCACACAGGGGAGAAACCAUUUAAAUGUAUGGAGUGUGGAAAGAGCUUUAGUGAUAAUGGAAAUCUUAGAAAACAUCAACAGACUCAUACAGGGGAGAAACCAUAUAAAUGUAUGGAGUGUGGAAAGUGCUUCACUGUGAAUGGAAGCCUUAGAACACAUCAACGGACUCACACAGGGGAGAAACCAUAUAAAUGUAUAGAGUGUGGAAGGAGCUUUAAUGAUAAUGGAAAACUUAGAAAACAUCAACGGACUCACACAGGGGAGAAACCAUAUAAAUGUAUGGAGUGUGGCAAGAGCUUCAGUCAGAGUGGACACCUCAAUAUACAUAAACAGACACACACAGGAGAGAAACCAUUUAAAUGUAUGCAGUGUGGAAAGAGCUUUAGUGAUAAUGGAAAGCUUAGAACACAUCAACGGACUCAUACAGUGGAGAAACCAUAUAAAUGUAUGGAAUGUGGAAAAAGUUUCAGUCGGAGUGGACACCUCAAUAUACAUCAACAGACACACACAGGGGAGAAACCAUUUAAAUGUAUGGAGUGCGGAAAGAGCUUUAGUUUCAAUGCAACCCUUAGAAUACAUCAACGGACUCACACAGGGGAGAAACCAUUUAAAUGUAUGGAGUGUGGAAAGUGCUUCAGUGAGAAUGGAAGCCUUAGAACACAUCAACGGACUCACACAGGGGAGAAACCAUUUAAAUGUAUGGUGUGUGGAAAGUGCUUCAGUGAGAAUGGAAGCCUUAGAACACAUCAACGGACUCACACAGGGGAGAAACCAUUUAAAUGUAUGGUGUGUGGAAAGUGCUUCAGUGAGAAUGGAAGCCUUAGAACACAUCAACGGACUCACACAGGGGAGAAACCAUAUAAAUGUAUAGAGUGUGGAAGGAGCUUUAAUGAUAAUGGAAAACUUAGAAAACAUCAACGGACUCACACAGGGGAGAAACCAUAUAAAUGUAUGGAGUGUGGCAAGAGCUUCAGUCAGAGUGGACACCUCAAUAUACAUAAACAGACUCACACAGGGGAGAAACCAUUUACAUGUAUGGAGUGCGGAAAGAGCUUUAGUGAUAAUGGAAAACUUAGAAGACAUCAACAGACUCACACAGGGGAGAAACCAUUUACAUGCAUGGAGUGCGGAAAAAGUUUCAGUCGGAGUGGACACCUCAAUAUACAUCAACAGACACACACAGGGGAGAAACCAUUUAAAUGUAUGGAGUGCGGAAAGAGCUUUAGUUUCAAUGCAACCCUUAGAAUACAUCAACGGACUCACACAGGGGAGAAACCAUUUAAAUGUAUGGAGUGUGGAAAGUGCUUCAGUGAGAAUGGAAGCCUUAGAACACAUCAACGGACUCACACAGGGGAGAAACCAUUUAAAUGUAUGGUGUGUGGAAAGUGCUUCACUGUGAAUGGAAGCCUUAGAACACAUCAACGGACUCACACAGGGGAGAAACCAUAUAAAUGUAUGGAGUGUGGAAAGUGCUUCACUGUGAAUGGAAGCCUUAGAACACAUCAACGGACUCACACAGGGGAGAAACCAUAUAAAUGUAUAGAGUGUGGAAGGAGCUUUAAUGAUAAUGGAAGCCUUAGAACACAUCAACGGACUCACACAGGGGAGAAACCAUAUAAAUGUAUGGAGUGUGGCAAGAGCUUCAGUCAGAGCGGACACCUCAAUAUACAUAAACAGACUCACACAGGGGAGAAACCAUUUACAUGUAUGGAGUGCGGAAAGAGCUUUAGUGAUAAUGGAAAACUUAGAAGACAUCAACAGACUCACACAGGGGAGAAACCAUUUACAUGCAUGGAGUGCGGAAAGAGCUUCAGGCAGAAUGGAUACCUUAGAAAACAUCAGCAGACACACAGGGGAGAAACUGUUUAA
Molecule: messenger RNA, 2655 nt
Organism: Podarcis lilfordi (Lilford's wall lizard)
Lineage: Eukaryota; Metazoa; Chordata; Lepidosauria; Squamata; Lacertidae
Source: the annotation of a GenBank genome assembly